UGCAGUACGUAGCGGGUGUUUGGCCUCGCAUACGCGUACCUCUAUUGCGACGCUGAAUCAUGCAGCGGCAGUGUUUGAUCUCUGGGCUGAUGUGAUGUCACUCCGGGGGUUUCGCGAAAUCAAACGAUAAUUCCAGUGGUCAAAUUAUAAACGUCAGUACUUCAUUACGAUUUGAGAGAAGCAAACUGGUCCGGCUGGAAGUAACAGCAGCUGCUUAGGUUACUUUAGAAGCGGUCGGUCAACGCCGAAAGCGAUUCCUGCCGUGCAGCCAGCUCAUCGCACACGCUAAUCAAAUUCAAGCUUUGCUUCUGUUGCUGAUGGUGAGGUCGUGGGAUGGCACUGAUACUGGAUAGAGGCUUGUGUGGGUACUAGAAGUACCUGGCUAGAAAUCGAUACCACGUAUGCUGUCUCAAGCGUUAGAGCAUGGGAAACGGCGCAGCCAGUCGGAACUAAUGGAGCAUCUGGUACAAGAGUGACAGGUUGGCCCGAAACAGAUAGACAGGCGCUUUGCGAAUAGUCAUUGCUACUGGCAAUGUUCACUGGGAAGGCUCUUGACGCUGACAAUAACGGGAGGUGUCUGUGCAGCAACAGGAGCGUGGUAAUUCGACCAGCAUGAAGCCGCUUUUGCACCUAUCGACGCUCAUCGGCGCCGAUGAUGUUGGCCGACAUUGCCUGCUUGCUUACCUUUCUUCCCGCCAAUCUGCCAAACUGUGGGGCUACACUAGCUCUAGCGCGAGUAGUUGUAGUAAAAGUAGCUAAGCAGUCUUAUCAGUGCGCCGCGGACGCCAUUACAACGACGUACGGGACAACAGUUGAUUCAGCGUAAAAAGCGAUGCCAGUUCCUGUCUAUACUUCCUACUGCUGCUGCGGUUCUCUACCUACCUUUGAUCUAACAACGGUGAAAACAGCAGCAGAGGACGACGUCCAUGCGUGUUGUUCAGUGUCGCGAUUGCUACUGGAAAGAACUUGGAGUCGGUAACACUUUUGCGUCCCCAGUGUCACUUCAUCAGAUUUUUAUAUGGAUUUAUCAGUGGCCCUGCCGAUGGGAGAACCACCUAUUACUUUGUCACUGUAGCAAGAUGAAGAAAAAAAAGAAAGCAUGCGCUUUUAGAAGACAUAUCACUAUUAUAUGCAAAUAAUACGACCUUUUUCUUAAUGAAGAAAUACAUAGUCAGAAACAUUCUCCUUUAUUAUUUAGCGAGCACCUCGAGAUAAGGAAAUAAAAAACAGGAGACAAGUUAAAUACCGAUAGACAGUUGCUAUCAACCUGUCGUCUUGGUUACAAUUGUUGCUCUUCUGUAAGGGAAGACUGGCCAGUAUAACGGCAUGCUUCGUUGAGCUUUUAUUUUUUGUGGACAAUAUAUAAAUAUAGGUAGAAAACUAAUGCGAUUCUACAAGUAAGCGAAAUAUUAUCGUAAAAAUGAACAACAUACGUUCAUGAAACACUGGACAACCGUAGACCUUUUACGUGUAUUGCGUGAGCUAAUCGGUAUCGGUAGGACCCAUGAAGCUUGGAAAAUUGUGGAACGCACCAUAAUUGCCUAUUACGACGGGCCUAUUAGAGCCUGCAUGAUCAACUUUUAUUUUACACAGCACACUAGGACUUACAUUUGUAUUUUACAACGCCUGUGUUCAGGCUUUAGAAAUAUGGAGCCUAAAAUGUAUAGUCAUUUCCCCUAUAGCGUAUUGCAUUUCAAGCGUGUUACCGCAUUGUGACAACUAUAGACCUUGCCGUAUAUAUUCAAAAAAUAGAAAUGUCUGAAACUUAAGCAUGCAGUGGCAGCUGACUCAAGGUAGCAUUUGUACGUAUUCCUGUCGUUCGCAUUGCACAAUACAUUCACGCCACUAGAAUUUUAUUCUUUCAUGUCGUAACGUUCGUUGCCUAUAAACCUUCGGAUAGAUCUACAAUCUAUCCGAAGGCUUAUACAAUGGUCUAAUAACCGGAUGUUCUCAGUCCCCGUUUUACCUUCCAUACUAAAUCAUCAUGCUGAGGUUUUUAUUGCCACUCCAUACCGGCUGCAAUAAUGCUGACUGUCAGCUUACAGAUCCCCCCAGUGGUCUCUUUCCUUUUCAUAUGGCUUAGCAUCACUCCGUGAAAACGCUUCGAAUGUGUCUCCUGGAAGCCUUGGAGGGUGUCCAGCCGAGACGAAAAUAAAAGUGUUCCAGAACACAUCGAAGCCUUGUGGUUGCAAAGAUCACAGCAAUGGAAGUGAUAGCUGUGAACAAAUAAGGGCGCAGGCAGAAAAGGACGACGAUGUUGAAAUUUUUCGUUAUCUGUAGCAACGAAUCUCGUCAUUGAAUAAUUCCCACCAAGUGAUCGCUCCUCAUGGAGACGUUGUUUUAAAUAGCUAAACCUCUAUAGCCGCCCUUAUGAAAGAGCAGUAAGUUCACCUGUUGAGUCUAGGUCAGACUCAUUUCCUUCUAAAAUACUUAAGAGUAAUCGUUCCUUGCGACAAAUGCUCAUCGACGAUUCGUUGCUUUGCUCUAGAUAAAUUUGUGUUUAGAGUGCAAACGCAACUAUUCGUGUGCACGUGACAAAAUAAUGCAUGGGAACUGGUCCUGUUUGCACAUGCAUCGUACGCGUAAGAGUUGUAUGCACGCGAUGUGCGCAACACCGUAUGGCCUGUCAACCAUCGGACAUGACUAUGAUAGUACAUUCAGGUUUAUUUCGUCUAGACUGAGAUCAAGCGCCGUAAAAAUUCCAUUCACAGUGUUCUUAUUGUUACUGCUAUUGCUACAUGUGCUAUAUGAGGCACUAAGAGGUCUAAGAAAUUUUACGAUGACAUGUAGUUUUCACAAGGAAAAACUGAGCCAAGAACAAUAGAGAUUAUCACAAAAGUAAACGAGUCUUUAUAAAUAUAAAAAGCUCUCACAUUUUCUGAUUUGUUAUUUCGUUAUGUCUUAUGUAUGUGUGUAUCUGUGUAGACACUGUUGAAUGUUUGUAGAUUGUAUCCAGUUCUAUCAGUGUGCGUUACAACACACGAUGAAUCCGCAGAAUGCUUGUCAUCCCCGUGAUGACAUUUUGGGACCGCGUCAGAGCGCAAUUUUUAUCGCAGGCGAAGCUGAGGACGUGAUCGUCAAAACGGAGGGUUUAAGGGCUGUUGCAAAUAUGAUCCAUGGGGCAGUUUCUAACAAUGCUUUCAGCGUGGCAAACUGGAAGCAGCAUCCACUCAACCCAAAACAAGCAACCGAACAAGCAGUCGAAUGGAUUUUCGUUGUAGAUCUCCUUAACUUCUCGUUCUGGUCGACAGACUACCAAGUUGAGUACGGCGGAAAGAUCUAUCAUGGAUACUGGUCCCUUUGUGCUUCAGUAAACCGAGCGCUUGAGGAAAACAUACCAAUGAUUGAAGCUUCAUUUUAUUCAACCGUAAGCAAGGAACAACUGAAAAUGAUUUUUCGGUCAAACAACGGAAGCGAAAUACCUCUAUUUGACCAAAGGCUCGAAAUCCUCCACCAGGCUGGCGCCAUUCUGAAAGAGAAAUAUGCCGGCAAGUUCGUCAAUUGUAUUCGGGCAUGCAAGAGCGACGCGUUGGGCCUGCUUUCGCUAUUAGUAAAUGAAUUUCCCUCCUUCCGAGAUGAAGCAGUCUACAAGAGCAAGAAAGUGUCGUUUUAUAAACGUGCACAGAUUUUAGUGGCCGACCUUUGGGCCUGUUUUGAAGGCCAAUCGUUAGGAGAGUUCUACAACAUUGAUGAUAUAACCAUUUUCGCUGAUUAUAGGGUUCCUCAGGUGUUGGUGUACCUUGGAGCGAUUGAAUAUAGUCCUAAGUUGAUGGCUCGUCUUCAGGAAGACCAGUUGCUUGAAAAUGACAGCCGAGAAGUUUGCGAAAUUCGCGGAGUCACUAUCUAUGCUUGUGAGUUAGUUCGCGAUAUCCUCCAAAAGGAUUUUGACAGUUCCGUGAAUUCCAUCCUUGUGGACUUCUUUCUCUGGGACUAUAGGAGGGACAAUGCUGAAGAAAUCGAGUCCAAAGGCAUCCCGUUUCACCGUGUAAGGUGCAUCUAUUAUUAAGAAUAGGAUCUGUCACAAAAAACGUAAAUGCCACUGAAGCUUGGUGCAAACUGUCUCCUAUUAAAACAAAUACAUACUUUUUCAUCUAGAGGAACAGCCAAUGCUGGAUUACUGGACUGUUUUUCUUAAGUAAGCGAAAUAAAUGUUUCAGUGUGUGCUACAAGUAGA
Messenger RNA from Varroa destructor (honeybee mite), 4174 nucleotides. RefSeq names its product queuosine 5'-phosphate N-glycosylase/hydrolase. The record is from RefSeq and is a predicted model, not a curated record. NCBI's taxonomy places the organism in Eukaryota, Metazoa, Arthropoda, Arachnida, Mesostigmata, Varroidae.